Messenger RNA from Colletotrichum aenigma, 1020 nucleotides. Its product is annotated as putative transporter. Gene Ontology annotation, molecular function: transmembrane transporter activity. The transcript has 7 exons. The coding region runs from base 1 to 1020 and encodes 339 amino acids. NCBI's taxonomy places the organism in Eukaryota, Fungi, Ascomycota, Sordariomycetes, Glomerellales, Glomerellaceae. Gene Ontology annotation, biological process: transmembrane transport. Gene Ontology annotation, cellular component: membrane. The record is from RefSeq and is a predicted model, not a curated record.
AUGGAUCCCAAACUCAACAUGAUGGCGCAGGACAAGCCCAAUCCGGAAGAAGCAGGCAAUGCCUUGUCAAGUUCGACUGUCAUUCCCGACAGUCAGCUCGAAAAGCAAGUCCUCCGAAAGCUGGACUUGCGACUUGCACCACUUUUCGCGACCCUUUACUUCGUAGCGUACCUCGAUCGAAGCAAUAUCGGAAAUGCGGCUGUAGCCGGCCUGACCGAAGACCUUGGUCUGUCUGGUUCUCAGUUCAGCACCGCCGUCAGCGUCUUCUUUGCAACGUAUAUUGCAUUCGAGCUUCCGGUCGUCCUUGCGAUGAGGAAGCUUAAGCCACAUCGAGCUAUUUCUAUAAUGUGCUUUGGCUGGUCAGUCGUCACAAUUGGUACAGCAUUCACCAAACGGUUCGGUGACUUGGUGGCUGUUCGUCUUCUUCUGGGCUUGUGUGAAGCAGGCUUCUUUCCUUGCCUUUCUUUGUACAUCACGAUGGUUUAUAAACGGGAAGAGCAGGGUUUGCGAUUGGCAUUCCUCUUCACUUCGGUCUCACUCGCUGGCAUUUUCGGGGGGUUGAUUGCAACGGCGAUUACCGAGAUUGGGCACAGCGCAGGGCUUAGAGCUUGGAGCUGGCUCUACAUUAUCGAGGGGCUGAUAUCCCUACUUGCUGUUACGUGGUUCUUCCAGGACAUUAUCCUGUAUGGGUUCAGUACUUUCCUGCCUUCUAUCCUGCGACUUGAUCUGGGGUUCACCGCACUUGAGGCACAAUAUCUCAGCAUCCCAGUGUAUUUCGUGGGAGGUCUCAGCGUUUUUACAGCUGCUAUUCUUGGAGACAAGUGGAGGCUUCGAGGAACGUCGACAAAGUUCCUUCUGGGCCUUGACGUGUUUGCGGUCGUUGGGUAUGCGAUCCUUCUUGGUGUUGCAAAUGGUCCUGGCAUCCGAUACUUUGCGUGCUACCUCAUCGCUAUCCCGCUUUACUGCGGACCCGGUCUCAACGAAAUUUAUGAGCUGACGCUUGUGGUUAGGGAUCAGUAA